This is a messenger RNA of Prinia subflava (tawny-flanked prinia), 3206 nucleotides long. Its product is annotated as globoside alpha-1,3-N-acetylgalactosaminyltransferase 1-like. Lineage: Eukaryota; Metazoa; Chordata; Aves; Passeriformes; Cisticolidae. Gene Ontology annotation, biological process: carbohydrate metabolic process. Gene Ontology annotation, cellular component: vesicle; Golgi apparatus; membrane. Gene Ontology annotation, molecular function: globoside alpha-N-acetylgalactosaminyltransferase activity. The transcript is spliced from 7 exons. Bases 108 to 1292 code for a protein of 394 amino acids. The record is from RefSeq and is a predicted model, not a curated record.
AAAAGAAAACACACAAACCUUAUCCACAGCUCCCAGCUUCUGUCCUCACUGAAGGUAAUAACGAAAGGAAUAACAAUUAAUGUGCCUGUAACGCCUUUGGAGGCCCCAUGCAAAUGCAUUUUGUGUUCGUCACAGGGACCAAAGUUCACACUGUGGGCACCUUUGCUUCCUGUGAGCAGAAAAAGAGAUUGAUUUGGGCUUUUAAGGAGAGCUGCUGGAAUUCAGAAGCCACUCUUCCUCCUCCUCCAGAAGAAGAGAUGAUUUCCAGGAAAGUGCUGGUGGGAUCUUUUCUCUGCCUGGGUGCUGUUGCUGCAGUUGUCUGGGCUAUAGCUGGGAGGGGAAAAGUGCACUACCUGCCCUACUACCUUCCUUGCCCUGAAAUCUUCUCCAUGAAACUCCAAUAUACAGAAGAGAAGCUAAUCCAGCUCUUCCCCCAAUUAUUUUAUCAGCAGCCAAGAGUGCUGGCGCCAAAGCGCCAGGAUGUGCUGACAGUCACACCUUGGCUGGCCCCCAUCGUCUGGGAAGGGACCUUUGAUCCUGAGAUCCUGGACAGUGCCUACAGACCCCUGAACCUCACCAUAGGGGUGACAGCCUUUGCUCUUGGAAAGUACACGCGGUUCGUGCGGCGCUUCCUGGCCUCGGCAGAGCAGCAUUUCCUGAGAGGUUACCGGGUGAAUUAUUACAUCUUCACAGACACCCCCAGCGCCGUGCCCCGCGCCCCGCUGCGCCCCGGCCGCACGCUGGUCACCGUCCCCAUCCAGAAAUUCUCCAGCUGGCAGGAGAUCUCCAUGCGCAGGAUGGAGGCCAUCAGCCGGCACGUGGCCGAGGUGAGCCACCGCCAGGUGCAGUACCUCUUCUGCCUGGACAUCGACAUGGUGUUCCACGGCCCCUGGGGCCCCGAGACCCUGGGGGACACGGUGGCAGCCAUCCACCCCGGCUACUUCAAUGUCCCACGGGAGCAGUUCCCUUACGAGAGGAGGAGCUCCUCAGCUGCCUUCAUCCCCCAGGGGGAAGGGGAUUUCUACUACGGAGGAGCCGUGUUUGGAGGCUCGGUGGAGAAAGUCUACGAGUUCACCAGGACGUGCCACAUGACCAUCCUGGCAGACAAAGCCAACGGGAUCAUGGCAGCCUGGCAGGAGGAGAGUCACCUCAACAGGCACUUCUUGAACCACAAACCCUCCAAGCUGCUGUCCCCGGAGUAUAUAUGGGAUGACAGGAAGCCAAAGCCCCCCGAAAUCCGCCUCAUACGUUUUUCCACGGUGGAUAAGAACUACAAAGAGGUCCGAGAUUGACCACCUGAUCCUCCACGCAACCAAACCCACCAAAAUUUGCUCCUGCAGAAUGUGCCCCACUGUGAAUUUUUGUCCCUGGUAGGAACAAAAUUCCAGACUGGGAAAGGAAUGUGCCCCACCAUUAAUUUUUGUCCCUGGUAGGAACAAAAUUCCAGACUGGGAAAGGAAUGUGUGGAUAUUUCCUCUGGAGAGCAGAGCCUAAAUGCAUUUCAGAAGCAGCAGUCAAAGUGUGGGUGAGACUGAAAAGGUUUCUGGAUUCUCACUCUUUGUAAAUACGUCCUGCUUGAGGCUGUGGCACACAAAAAAGCAUCCAAAAAGCCAGUUAUCCAAUGCAUGGCUGGAGUUCCCUUUGCCUGAAUGUUUUCCUGAGGCCUGGUGGAAACUUAACAAGAUCAAAAUGGUAUUUGACAUUCCUGUGGAGAAGAAGACCUUGGGUUUUGGUAAAGACCUUUUCAUUUUAAAAAAAGAGAACUGUGCAGGGCAAUAAAUUUUCCUGCAUUGUGAUUUGAACUAACACCUUUUGUCAGAAUCAGGAGGAAACUUGCACUCAGAGCACGUUAUCCCCGACUGGUGUGCAGCAGGAUUUCUUGGACCUUCUCAGCAGAGAGCUGGUGCCAGGCAUUGCCAGUAAGAGCCCUGGCCUGACAGGACAAACAGCGUGAACUCAUCUAGCAGUUAUCUCCCAAAUUCCAGUCUGUGCUUUGGAGACCCAAGUUUAGACAGAACUGGCACAGCUCAGAGCAGACUGAACUUCUUCGGGUUUAUUUCAAUCACAGAUGUGCUCUGAACCUUUUCCCUGGGUCACAUGUCUCUGUGGAUCGUGUAAUCUUUUCCAACACAGAAAAUCUGGGUUUGAGAUGUUCGUGUUCCUCUCCAUUGCUUCAGCCCUUUCCAAUUUUUCUAAGCUCUGUGAAAUAAAUUGGCGAGAAGCUGCUGGAGCUGACAGCACGAGCUGACGCCUUUCCAGCAACGAGGGUGAUUUCAUUCCGUAAUGAAAUGCUCUGCUGAAGCUGGGGGGUUCAGUGUGGAGCUGGAAGCAGGCUGGGGUUAACAUUUUCUCUCCUUGGAUGUGCUGAGGAGCUGGACCAGGGCGUUUAGAGCCUGACAACUCCCUCGGGUGAGCACGGGGGAGCAGCCACGGCUGCGGCUGGCAGCUGAGGUCACAGCACGGCAGCGCCAGUGCCACCUCCCCUGUCACACGUAAACAUCAUCUCCACCAAAGGGCUGAGCACAGCAGGCCCUGCUCCCUCCAAGGAAGCAGGAGAGAGGCCACGGGAGCUGCAGGAACGGCAGCACCAGCGGGGAGCAGGAGCAGGGUGAAAGGGUGAGCGCGCUGUUUCUAAGGGAACAGUUUAGGGGGGAAAAAAAAAAGGAAAAAGAAAGAAAAGGGAAAAACAAAAAAAAAAAAGCUUAUUUGGCAGAGAGAGGGAAAAUAGGGAAGAGGUGGCUGACUGUUCCUGCUUCUCCUCACAUGAGAAAAUUGCUGUAUGGCAGCGAAUCAAGUAUUCAAAGCUUUAGGGCCCCACCACUGAUUGCAGAUGACUUAACGAGCCAUUUCAGUCCUGUGAGCAGGCUGGAAAUGGCACUUGCCACUGUCAUUGCAGGCAUUUCAUCUUCCAGAAGACUAAUUAGAAAAGCUUUCACGGACCCAUAAUAUAGAUAAGGCACCUGAAAUACCUCCAGCCCCAAAGCCCCAGUGGCAGCUGGGUUGGCUGAUUCGUGCUUAAUCCAGCAAAGGGUCUUUAUUACAUUUCCUCCAGACUGCUCUUAGUGAUGUGGUGCAGAAGGAAGAUGCCCCUUUACAUAACUAAACCAGAAGUGAAGCCCCUGCCAUGUAUGUUGGGUAACCAGGCACUUCAUCUAAGCCAAAAUGGUGAGGAAAAAUACUUAUCCAAAUAUUUCCAUUCCAGAAAG